AUGAGUGACAGCUUAGAAAAGUUUUCAACAGUUGAUCUGUUGAAUGAAUUGAAAAGAAGGUAUUCAUGUUUAAGUAAACCUGAUGGUAGGUACAUAUUUUUGGGAGCUCCUGGUUCAGGAAAGGGAACCCAAUCACUAAAUCUGAAGAAGUCACACUGCUACUGCCAUUUGUCUACAGGAGAUUUACUAAGAGAAGCAGCAGAGAAGAAGAAUGACUUAGGAAACAAAAUUCGAAACAUAAUCAAUGAAGGAAAAUUGGUAGAUGAUGACGUAGUGUUAACACUAGUAGAUGAUAAAUUAAAAUCACCACAAUGUAAAAAGGGAUUUAUUCUGGACGGUUAUCCAAGAAAUGUAAAACAAGCAGAAGAUUUAAACAAAUUGUUACAAACAAAUCAAAUGAAAUUGAAUGGAGUUUUUUAUUUUAACGUUCCAGAUGACGUGCUAGUCAAAAGAAUAAGUGGCAGAUUAAUUCACAAACCUUCAGGAAGGAUUUAUCACAAAACAUUUAACCCUCCUAAAACGCCUUUUAAGGACGAUAUAACUAAUGAACCCUUAAUACAGAGAGAAGACGAUAAUGAAGAAGUUUUGAAAAAGAGGCUUAAUGUUUUUAAAAGUGAAACGACACCCUUAAUAAAUUAUUAUAAAAACAAAAAUUUAUUAAUUAAUUUAGACGCUACACAACCGGCAAAUGAUCUCGAAAAAAAGAUAUCGCAGCAUAUAGGUAGUUAA
Plasmodium gonderi is the source of this 729-nucleotide messenger RNA. RefSeq names its product adenylate kinase 2. Gene Ontology annotation, molecular function: ATP binding; AMP kinase activity. The record is from RefSeq and is a predicted model, not a curated record. The coding region runs from base 1 to 729 and encodes 242 amino acids. The transcript is spliced from 2 exons. Gene Ontology annotation, biological process: nucleobase-containing compound metabolic process. Gene Ontology annotation, cellular component: cytoplasm; mitochondrion. NCBI's taxonomy places the organism in Eukaryota, Apicomplexa, Aconoidasida, Haemosporida, Plasmodiidae.